AUGCUGAGUGUGACAAUUUGGGAUUGUACUGGCGAUGAUCCGCCAUUGCUAUACAGAUUACAAGUGUAUAAUACUUGUACAAUUGCAGAGCUCAAAGUGUUAAUUGAACACAAACGCAAUGAACUAGGUCGUUUAUCACAGAAAAGUUUCCUUAUCUAUCACGGAAACCAACUAAUCACAAAAUUUGACAUGGAAUUGCUAUCAUUCAUUAGUGAUCCUAGUAAAAUUAGUAACUGUGGAAUAACAUUUACAAUUUAUGAUGAAAAUAUUAUAACCUGCAACAUACGCGUAAUGCGGGGUGUGAGUUGUGGCAAUAUCAGGUAUGUUCCUAUACUCAUGAAUUUGUUUAAAGCUCCAUUGCAGAUUGAGAUAUUUGACCAAGAAAAUGUGGGACAGCUAAAACAAGAAAUAUUAAAACAAUUCGCAUCAGAAAAAUUAAAAACUAAUUGUAAUCUUGGUAAUACAUCAAUGAUAUUGCUACACAAGGGCAAUUGCUUAGAUGAUGAUUCCGCUCUUAAAAGUAUUUACAGCACGAGCAUCUGCCACGUUGAUUGCACAUUCCUUCAAGUUAUACGUAAGGGUAUAUGCUUCAAAUGGUUUUUACGAAAGCGAACAUCUCAAUGA
Messenger RNA from Babesia microti strain RI, 624 nucleotides. RefSeq lists its product as hypothetical. The transcript is spliced from 2 exons. The record is from RefSeq and is a predicted model, not a curated record. Bases 1 to 624 code for a protein of 207 amino acids. NCBI's taxonomy places the organism in Eukaryota, Apicomplexa, Aconoidasida, Piroplasmida, Babesiidae.